Messenger RNA from Priapulus caudatus, 5817 nucleotides. RefSeq names its product kinesin-like protein KIFC3. The record is from RefSeq and is a predicted model, not a curated record. The transcript has 14 exons. Lineage: Eukaryota; Metazoa; Priapulida; Priapulimorpha; Priapulimorphida; Priapulidae. Bases 171 to 3398 code for a protein of 1075 amino acids. Gene Ontology annotation, biological process: microtubule-based movement. Gene Ontology annotation, molecular function: ATP binding; microtubule motor activity; microtubule binding.
GAGCUUGAAGAAAACACUUUUGCUUGCGCGGCGAUUUGAAAUACCAGUGUACUUGCUUUUUGGUGAUCACGGAGAAACCAGCUAAAGUGAUCUUCUGGCUCUAGUUGAUAGUAACUGCAUAUCUGUGCAAAUUAUAGCAGCAACUAGAAAGAAGAACAGAAGUUGUGACCAUGGCUUCUGAACAAGACAAACAACUAAUUGAUGAUAUUAAAGCGAGACAGGAGAGAUGUCGCACCUUGCAGGCGUCUGCUCUUGUUGCACUUGAUUGCAAUGCGGACACCAAGCUGGAGGUGACGCAGCGCACGCUCGGACUGCAGCUGGGAGAGAAACAGAUACUCAUCGAAAACCUCGAGACGACCGUCUCGGAGCUGACGGAGUUGCUGGCGGCGGCGAACGACGGAAAGAAGAAGAAAGCUGGCAGGCCUGCGACGCCGAAACCAAAGGAGAGCAUCGCGCGAUUCCUCAUGCAGAUACGGAAGCUGCAGACCGACCUCGACGACGCUCGGGUGAGAGAGGGCGCGGCAGAGGUAGCGGAGAGCGAAUGCGCUGUGCUGCGUGCGCACUCCGAGCAAACGAGGGAGGAGACGGCGGCGAGAGAGGCGGCGGCCGCGGAGGAGGCGGCUGGCGUAGCGACAGCCUUUCAACGCUGCGUCGACGUGGCGGAGGAGCGGAAGAGGGCGCUCGCGGAUGCCCGCGCGAAGAUCCGCGAUCAUGCGGCGGAGAGGAAGCGUCUCGUGGCGGAGGCGGCAUCGCGGGAAGCCGACGCGGCGCGGACGACGCGCGAGAAAGCCGAGCUGACGCGGCAGCUCGCGCGAGGGAAGGUCAAAGCGAAGCAGAGGGAGGAGGCGGUCGCGCACGCCGAGAGAGAAGCCGAGAAGGCGCACGCGCGGAGGGAGGAGCUCGAGGCGAUGCUGAGCGAGGAGAGGCUGCGCUGGCGGCAGGAGGAGGCGGACAGAGUGGCAAGGGAGGGGAGACUGCGUGCGGACCUGCGCACGGUGCACGCGAGCUGCUCCCGCCUGCCGCUGCUCAUCACCGAGCGAGGCAACCUGCAGAGAAGGGUUGGCGAGCUGGAGCGCGAGGCGAGCGCGCGCGACGACGAGCAAGCCACGUGUGAUGCCCGCCAGGGCGCGCUGGCGGGGGAGCUCGCAGAAUUGCAGCGCGAGCGGGACGCGCUCGAGGAGAGGGCACAUGCAGAGAGUGCCGCGCGCGACAAUCGAGAGCGGGAUCUCGCCCGCCAGGUGGCAACACUGCAGCGCGAGAGAGACGCGCUGGACGAGGUGUCGACGCUGUACGAAGGCUGGAAGAGGACCUGGCAGGAGGAGACGCGGCGCUUUGAGGAGAAGGUCGGCGCGAUUGAAUCGGAGAAGGUUUCUCUUCGGGAGCGCGCUGACGGCGGAAGGAAGGAAGCCGCCGCACUCGGCAGGGAGUGCGAGUCUCUCCGCUCGAAGCUGAGCGCUCUGCAGGAAGAGAGGAAGCUCAACGCCGAGCAGUACCGGGAGAAGAAGCAGCAGUGGAAGCAGAGGAGAGAAGACUACAAGGCGAGAAUCCGCUCACUUGAGGAGGAGGCCGCGGUUUCGCGAGCGAGAUCAGCAGACAGCGACGCUGAGCGGGAGCGAGCGAAACAAGAGUGCGUCUCGCUGCGAGAAGAAACUGAAGCCUCUGUGGCGCGCUUCGAGGAAGAGAAGAUGGCGUGGGACGAGGAGAGGGAGUCGCUGAAGACGGAGAGGGGUAAACUGGAGGAGGGUUGCAACCAGACCCUCGCCGAACUUCAGGAGAAGAGGCAGCUAGAUGAGAUGGUCGCACAGCUGCUGGCUGAGAGACAUCACCUGCAGAAGCAGCUGUCGGGCGCCCUUCUACAGAUACAGGCGCUGCGCCACGUGGAAGCGAUGCGUGGAGAGGCGAUACAAGCGAUGCAAGAACGCCUGCAAGAGCAGCAGAGAGAAACUUCCAGUUGCCACCUGCAGAUGGCGCCAGCUGGCGUGCAGGAUGGCCUCACAUUGCUACGGUCGAGGCUUGCUGCAAUGAGGGUGGAGCAGAGGCAACUGAGGGAAGAGUGCAGCAUGCUGCCCGCAGUCGUGACAGAGACCAUCCAAGACACGUCUCAUCGGAUAAUGCAAGCCAUCUCCAAUCUGAGCAGCUACAAUGGGGAUCUAGUCAGAAAAUAUAAGAAGGAAAUGGUUUUGCGGAAGAAGUAUCACAAUGAGCUAGUUGAGAUACGAGGUAACAUCCGCGUGUUUUGUCGUGUGAGACCCGUCAUCAAGGAAGACUACGCUGGUGACUCUGACGGGACUGUUGUCGUGACAACAGAUGCUGAUGACGAUGGCCUGAUUACCGUGCUGCACAGAGGCAGGGAGAGUGUGUUUGGGUUGGAUAAGGUUUUUAAUCAAUCCAGCACACACACGGAGGUGUUUGCGGAGGUGGCGCCACUGGUCGUCAGCUGUCUUGAUGGAUACAACGUCUGCAUCUUCGCGUAUGGGCAAACUGGAUCUGGGAAGACGUUCACGAUGGAGGGCACGGCUGAGGACCCUGGCAUGAAUCAGCGCGCACUGGAGCAGCUGUUCGAUGAGAUCGACGAGCGAAUGGCCGACUCCUGGAGCUACACAGUGUCACUGAGCAUGGUGGAGAUUUACAACGAGAAGCUGAGAGAUCUUCUAGCUAAGAACUCGUCGUGCAAGCUCGAGAUUAAGAUGAUGCCGGAUGGCUCUGGUCUCCACGUUCCUGGACUCUGCACUGUGAACGUUCAUUCACUGGAGGAAGUGAACGCGUCCGAGCGACGGCCGGCGACAAGCAUGAACGGAGCCAUUGUCGCGCUCGCACGCCUUGCUCUGCAUCCAUGUUACAGGUGUACAUGCGACGACCGGAGCUUUACCUGCACAGGUAAAUUGAACUUGAUUGACCUGGCCGGCUCCGAGAGGCUGACGAAGUCUGCUUCCGCUGGCGAGCGCCUGAAGGAAGCGCAGAACAUCAACCGCUCUCUGUCGGCCCUCGGCGACGUCAUACAGGCCCUGCGCAACAAGUCAGAGCACGUUCCCUACAGGAACUCGCGUCUCACCUACCUACUGCAGGAUAGCCUGGGUGGAGAUAGCAAGGUUGUGAUGAUGGUUCAGAUUGCUCCUGUCAAAAAGAACUCAUCCGAAACUGUCAACAGCCUCUCGUUUGCCCAGCGAGUGCGGGGCGUGGAGUUAGGAAUGGCCACACCUAAACGUGGCUUCCUGGAGAGCAACAACGAGAAUCUUCCGCCGAUGGCAUACUCCCCAGCAGUUGGGGUAUCUCCGCAAAUGAUGCCGCAUGCUGUGUUCAGGGGAUCGCCAUUAUCCAAGAAUCUGGCGCCACUCCUCAGCCCACGAGUCGUGCGAAAACAACUCACAGCGGCCAGGCACCAGAGGUACAACAACUGAACGUCUGCGACCUCUCUCCUACCAACGCAGUCGAUAAUUUAAGAACCUGGCGACACAAACAAGAUAAGUGAAUACCUGCUUCCAGGCAUCAUAGGUACAACAACUGAACGUCUGCGACCCCGCUUCUAGCAACUCAGUCGAUAAUUUAAGAACCAGGCGUGUCACAAAUCUGGCGACACAAACAAGACAAGUGAACAUCUGAUUCCAUUCUGCCCAACAGACAAUAAUCUAUUCCCCUAGGGAUACAAGAUAUGGAACAAUUGAACAUCUGCUUAACCUCUGGUACUAUUGUUGUACAUUUUGUUUCUCUCUAAAAUUAAGUUCCUUUCAUCGACAACAGUUGUUCUUGCAGUGGUCCCAGCAUAGCUUGUUCGCACAUACAGAGAGCGAUUCCGAUGUAAAAAUCUGGCGUGCAUGGUCACGUACUGUGAAAAUCAAGAGUAGAUAAUAACACUAAUGUGUUAUUAUCUACUCUUGGUGAAAAUGGAAUCAUUGUAUUUCACGUAUGCUAGAAGUAAAGUACGCAUGACUGCAUAUAAUCGGGAUUUAAAACACGUGUGAUAAUUUACUCCUGAUAUAAUGAAUGAUUUUGGCUAAAACUGGCCGCAAGGUGGCGCGUCAAUGUCUUAUGAUUGUUUUUGUCAGUUAAGACGAAGACUGCAAAUUUGGCUUAUGACCCAUUCAUGUUGAUGAAUUUAUAUAUUCAACGCUGUUUUUGUGCGUAUUGAUUCAUUGAAACCGCAUGAAUUUUUUAUGAUUUGCUGAUAUUGUCGGUUAACAUGCAGUUUAAAAUCACAGUUGAAUACAGUUUUCCCGCGUUAUCGGAUCUCGGAUAAACGCCUAUCGGAUAAAACAUAAUCGACAUGUCUUAAAAAAAAUCUUUAUACAUGUUGUUAUGUGUUAGCCGCUUAAUCGGGAAAUUUUUGUAGUUACCUGUCCCGAUAAAGCAGUGACGCCUGUAGUUUUACAGCCGAUAGUCAGCCACCUCAGUGUUACACGUAUCGCAAAUAAGAGGAAAUGCCUGUACGAGAAGUCUUUCCCUUUGUAUUCUCCCGUUGCCUUACGUGUCAGUCAUUGCGUGUGAGAACUACUAUUUAUCCGUUAUGCGCAUAUAAAUUCUCUAUAUUUACUAUCGCGCUGCAUUUAAAGCACAGCAACAGGUGUCGUGCAUUAAACCAAUCUUUUGUUGCGCGUCCUGCGUGGCUGCGAAUUUUCAAUGCAUUUUUUCUGUUACGUCAGACCUUCUGUACUUCUGCGGCACAGAUCUUGAAAACCCGCGCGAAAGCGGCGAACCUCAUUUCUAGUUAACGACGACCCCACACGGUAAUUAUGGCGGGCCACAAUGCCCCGGUCUUCUGUAGUUUAACCACGAAUAAAAUCACGCGACGAAAUGCACCGAUUAUUCCUAGGAGUGCUAUAACGUUAACGAGACUCAUUUUCACUCACAGCUCUUAUCCGCGAUUAAAAUACUUAAUAAAACACUUUAUUCCGAGCUGGUCAACUGUAAUCGUGUCGAUCUCUAAUCACGAAGAGAAUUAAAAAAAAAUCGCAUUCGCGCAUGUGCUUUGUACGGUAUGUUUCGCAGACGAAAAAAUCUAAAGCAAGAAAACGCGCUCCGGUAUAGCAUUCCAGCUCCCUAGUACUCGCACAAAAAUUGGUUUAAUGUCAUUACCAUAAUGGCAGUAGACGUGUAUAGUCUAUACUAUAGAAAUGUAUAGAUAGGCUGCACCUAUUUAUUAUAGUAUGUUAUCGACUGGUUUCGUUUUUGGUGUAUUAUUUCUAUGUUAUAUGCUAACCGUGAUAAAAUUGAACUUGCUCUAGCUCGCUCGUCUCAGAGUUUGGGUUUUAUAGCUUAAUUGAUUCUAUGUUGAAUGGUGAGUGAUAACGCAAGGAUAACACUACGGUAGACAAGAUGGCUAAGAGAUGCAGUAGUAGUGGUAAAGCGCCUAUAAUUUAAGGCCUAUGUAAAUUAUAGGAUCUUUGGUGGUAAUUGAGUAGAGGCUGUUGUUAUAUGUACCUGUUACGACCGACUUGUCUAAUCCUUCGCUAUUAUUUUAUGUCGAGUGUAGGUGUGUUGACAGCGGCUUUCAAUUAUCGCGUGGUAGAGUUUAUUGAACCCAUACAUAGUUAUACGUAUAGAUAACUCCUGCACGUACUUCAUACCCAGUUUAUUCAUAGGUGAAUGAACGCUAUCAUUCUACUUAUGAUAGAAUGACGUCAUCAAAACUAUGUAACAAUUUUCCGGAAUGUCAUUGAAUGUAACUUGUACAUGUAACUGCUGACUGUUUGAACUUAUAUAGAGUCUAUUAAAUAGACUGGUUCUUUGUUUAUUCAAGAAUUCGGUAAUGACCAUGGUAUUGUGUAUUAGUUCUUAACUAUGACUCCAAAUAAAGGUAUUAUGAAUACUUUCAGAAAAUAA